Molecule: messenger RNA, 2319 nt
Organism: Theileria equi strain WA
Lineage: Eukaryota; Apicomplexa; Aconoidasida; Piroplasmida; Theileriidae
Exons: 1
Coding region: 1-2319 (772 amino acids)
Source: RefSeq, a predicted model, not a curated record
AUGAUGCUCUGGAUACCAAUCGCACUCGCUUUGUGCGUUAGAACUUCUCUAGCGUCGACUAUGAAGCCUCUGAACAUCGUGUUGGAAAUCGACAGGAAGAGCAGAUACCUCCAGGGCUCAACCAACAUUGAGCUUCAGGUCUUUGACGUCGCAGAAUUGGACUAUUUUAUUAACAUGCACUAUCUCAAAAAGACUAUAAACAGAAAAGUACAUCCGGUGCCCUUUCUUAUCACAAAAUGGACGUAUGAGAAAAAAACCGUCAAGGUGGACACGUCUGCAUUCCACGGUCACAACCUCAAAUCCGUGAGAGUUUGCAUCAGGAAAGGAGCGAAAAGGCCAGCAGUGCUGGAAGUUGAAGUUAUGAACGACCAAAACGGUGCAGGUGGACCAUUCUUCUAUCUCGUAGCUACCAAGGAGCUCGAGUAUGAAAGGGCGGAUAUCAGCAAGUACAACAUGGAAGGAGCAAAACUCACCUACCACCAAAUUUUGGAUCUUAUGGAUGAUGUAAUAUACACCUUUAAUGAUGCACUCCUUCUGAACAUCGACAACAAGGAAAACUACGGAACAGCCACCAAAAGAUGCACUGUCACACAUAAGCCAAAUUAUCCAGCAUCGGGGUACGAUGAAUAUCAACAUGACGUCUCGCCUCACUCGUUUGUCCCUGAAGUUGUAAGGAAUGGAGUCAACGUGGUCAAAUGCGGAGAAUUACCAAAGAAUGUAACCUCCGCAUCCGUCUAUUGGUCACUUGGUUACCCAGUCAUGUUUAGAGUGAAAAGCACAGAAGGAUACACCUACUAUGCGAAAAUAGGAAAUUUAUGGCAGAAGAGAACUUUUGGACAGUACAACGAGCCUGAAUAUUCUAAAAAGCUCGCAGAAGAAUUAGAUAACAUCAACUCACAGAACAAUUAUAUAACCAUAGAUAUCGCCAAAAAUACUGAGGCUCCUUACAAAUCUGGAGCAAAGAGUGUGAAUGUUAAGAAAACUGCUGGAAAAUUGAAUGCCGAUCCUCCAUAUGGCUUUCAUAAGUUCACCCAUACUCUACAGGGGAAAUUUAAUGUUGCUCGUUUUGUUGAUGGCGGAGCACAACUCAAAUUUUAUAGCAAACAUUCCGGUUUUAUGGUCGUGGAUGGAGUUGAUGUCUACUUUUCCGAGUUGCAAACUCAACACAUUCCCGUACUAAUUUGUGUCCGUGGUUCUCGAGUAGGAGGCAAUUCAGACAAGGCUUGCCUUUCUCUUGCAGGAAAUAAAAUAUGGGCAGAUUAUACCUUUAACAAGAAAACACUCAAGAAUCAAUUGGAGGAUAUUCUCUAUAACAGUACCACAAGGAGAACCCUGGAUAUUUCAAAAAAGGCAGAAUACGGAAAACCCAGUUCCAUGGUUUCUGUAAACACUUUUAACUCCAACCCUUUCACAGUCUAUGUCCAUGAGUUCCACAUGCCUUCAAUAGUUUCAAGUUUGGUUAACAAUGGCAAGGAACUUUCUGGAAUGACUGACAUAAACGAUUAUGUCGUUCGUGCAAAGGUAUACUUUUUGGAGGGUACCCCAAGAUACAUAUUUUUGCACAACUUUAGCUCACUUCUCUUCUGCUCAGGAGAUCGCCUCGGUAAGUGGACUGUAGACAAGAGGAUUACAGAUUUUUCUCACGCAAAUGUAUCCGCCAUAGAAAAGGAGAAUGCUUCAUACUUUGAUCCAACCAAGUUUAAGACCGAGGAAUCAUAUCAAGGACUCACUGGUGUCAGGGGAGCUAAAGGUAGCGUUUAUGAAGCAAAUAAUCACACUUUAGGAGGAGCAAAACCCGGAUGGGUUGAAUCCGCUGAAGAGUACUUGAAUAUGACAUCCCAGGAUGAGGAAACUGAAGAGGAUACUACCGAAGAUAACCAUGUUGUAAGUGACUCCGAGAGAGUUGCGAAUACACCGACUGGCAAAAGACCAGAACAAGGUCCAAGACAUGAAUCUACAACAGAUGUUGUAGCGAGAUCGCAUAAUCCACAAAUGUCUCAUGGAGAUGCAGAGUCAAAGAACACCUCCAAAAAUAAAAAGCCAAAGAACAAGGGUUCAAAACAUUUGACUACUUCAAUGGCUCCUCAAGUUGGGGAAGAAAGUGAGUUGAAGGCUAAUCAAGAGGGAGAAUCCGAUGCUGAAAAAAAAGAAACUGAAGAUAUUGAGAACAAAGACUUGCACAAGAGGGAUGUAGAAGAACUCAUGAACUUUGCAGGGUUCUCCAUUUUUGAUCUAUUUUCCCUUUCAAGCGGAUUUCAUAGUGGAAGUACAGGGGUAUUGCUAUGCAACGCUCUACUCUACGCCUUUUUAUAUUUUUAA